AUGAAUCAGACUAUGGAUUCACCAUCUUGCGAUGCCUUGUGUAUUUUCUAUGCAGUAACUAAUGUGAUCAUCAUUGUCCUGGGUGUUGCUGGAAAAGGUUUGGUGAUCUGGAUUGCAGGGUUUAAGGUGAAGAAGUCAGUCAUUAGUACCUGGUACCUGAGCCUGGCUGUGUCUGACUUCAUAUUCUGCUCCUUCCUGCCAUUCAGAGUCGUUAACAUAGUCAAAGAAGAGUGGCUCUUUGGGCGUUUCAUGUGCAAGUUCAGUUACUUCAUCUUGUUCCUCAACAUGUACAGCAGCAUCUUCCUCCUCGUCAUCAUCAGUGUGGACCGCUGUGUGAUUGUUACGUUUCCUGUCUGGGCUCAGAACAUGCGCACUGUAAGAAAGGCCUCUGUGAUUGUUGUGCUAGCUUGUAUCAUCUCAGCCGCACUUAGCACACCAACGGCUGUUUUCCGAGACACAUAUGAGAUCGAAUCAGUUUUUAUAUGCAUUUACAUUAAUUUGCAAAAUUAUAUUGCUACCGUAGUAUGCCGAUUCUUUUUUUUAUUUGUGGUCCCGUUCCUGAUCAUCAUUAUCUGUUAUAUUGUCAUCAUACGAAAGCUGAAGUCCAACCAGACGGCGAGAUCCAAAAAGCCAUUUAAGAUUAUGACUGUACUGAUUGUUACUUUCUUGAUCUGCUGGCUACCAUAUCACACUGUUAUUUUGAUGGACUUAUUCAUGACAUAUGACGAUUCAUUGGACACCGCAUAUGUAUUUAGUCUCAUUCUUGCCAGUGCCAACAGCUGUCUGAAUCUGUUUCUUUAUGUGUUCAUGGGAAAAGACAUUAAGGAGCAAUGUUAUGCUCUUUGGUUGAAGAUUGAGAAUGCAGUCAAGGAGGAGGAUGACCAGAACACAAUCCAGGGAACAGCUUACACCACCUCUGGGGAAAGCCAACAUUCAAGUAGCAUUUAG
This is a messenger RNA of Colossoma macropomum (tambaqui), 948 nucleotides long. RefSeq names its product chemokine-like receptor 1. NCBI's taxonomy places the organism in Eukaryota, Metazoa, Chordata, Actinopteri, Characiformes, Serrasalmidae. The transcript has a single exon. Gene Ontology annotation, cellular component: plasma membrane. The coding region runs from base 1 to 948 and encodes 315 amino acids. The record is from RefSeq and is a predicted model, not a curated record. Gene Ontology annotation, molecular function: G protein-coupled receptor activity; complement receptor activity. Gene Ontology annotation, biological process: regulation of calcium-mediated signaling; complement receptor mediated signaling pathway; chemotaxis.